GCUGUGGAGAAACCUGCGCGCGGGGAAGAGACGCUCGCGUUAGCGGUUGGCGGCCGGGCCCGGGCCCCGGGGCGGCCGCCGAGGGGACUCACCGGAUGAGCCCCCGCCAGCCGCGCAGGAAGAAGCUGUGCCUCUGAGUAUUCUACCUGAUUCUGAAACAUAAUUGAAAUGGUGGCUGUAAAAACAGCUAAAUCUCUUUUUGUGGCCAUCAGACUGUUUCUGAAAUAAUUGACCACGUAGCCUGAGAUUUAGAGUUUGUCAAAAUGCCUGAAAUAAAAGUCACUCCCUUGGGAGCUGGCCAGGAUGUGGGGCGCAGCUGUAUCCUUGUGUCUAUUGCCGGGAAGAAUGUAAUGCUUGACUGUGGGAUGCACAUGGGCUACAACGAUGAUAGACGCUUUCCUGACUUUUCUUAUAUCACUCAGAAUGGAAGGCUGACUGACUUCCUAGACUGCGUGAUCAUCAGCCACUUUCACUUGGACCAUUGUGGAGCUUUACCGUAUUUCAGUGAAAUGGUCGGUUACGAUGGGCCCAUUUACAUGACGCAUCCUACCAAGGCCAUCUGUCCCAUCCUCCUGGAAGACUACAGGAAAAUAACUGUAGAUAAGAAAGGGGAAACUAACUUCUUCACUUCCCAAAUGAUUAAAGACUGUAUGAAGAAAGUGGUUGCUGUGCAUCUGCACCAGACAGUUCAGGUGGAUGAGGAGCUGGAGAUCAAGGCGUACUAUGCAGGCCAUGUGCUAGGAGCAGCCAUGUUCCAGAUUAAGGCUGGAUGUGAGUCAGUUGUGUACACGGGUGAUUAUAACAUGACACCAGACAGACAUUUAGGUGCUGCCUGGAUUGAUAAGUGUCGCCCAGAUUUAUUAAUAAGUGAAUCCACCUAUGCCACAACUAUCAGAGAUUCCAAACGCUGCAGAGAAAGAGACUUCUUGAAGAAAGUUCAUGAGACUGUAGAAAGAGGAGGGAAGGUUCUUAUCCCGGUGUUUGCCCUUGGACGUGCCCAGGAACUUUGCAUUUUAUUGGAAACUUUCUGGGAGAGAAUGAACUUGAAGGCUCCAAUAUACUUCUCCACGGGACUGACGGAGAAGGCCAAUCAUUAUUACAAGCUCUUCAUCACCUGGACUAAUCAGAAAAUUCGGAAAACAUUUGUGCAGAGGAACAUGUUUGAAUUCAAACACAUCAAAGCAUUUGAUCGGGCCUUUGCAGACAAUCCGGGGCCUAUGGUUGUGUUUGCAACCCCUGGUAUGCUUCAUGCAGGACAGUCCCUUCAGAUCUUCAGGAAAUGGGCAGGGAACGAAAAGAAUAUGGUCAUCAUGCCAGGCUACUGUGUGCAGGGAACUGUGGGCCAUAAGAUUCUGAGUGGCCAGCGCAAGCUGGAGAUGGAAGGAAGACAAAUACUGGAAGUCAAGAUGCAGGUGGAGUACAUGUCCUUCAGCGCCCAUGCGGAUGCCAAGGGAAUAAUGCAGCUGAUUCGCCAGGCUGAGCCACGAAAUGUUCUCCUGGUCCACGGUGAAGCAAAGAAAAUGGAGUUUCUGAAGCAGAAAAUAGAACAGGAAUUUCAUGUCAACUGUUACAUGCCUGCAAAUGGAGAGACCACAACAAUAUUCACCAACCCCAGCAUUCCGGUGGACAUAUCCCUGGGACUCUUGAAGAGAGAAACAGCAAUAGGUCUCUUACCGGAUGCCAAGAAGCCAAAGCUAAUGCAUGGCACAUUAAUUAUGAAGGAUAAUAGUUUCCGUCUGGUUUCUCCCGAGCAGGCGUUGAAGGAGCUGGGCCUUACGGAGCAUCAGCUGCGUUUCACCUGCCGCGUUCACAUUCAGGAUCCGCGGAAAGAACACGAGACAGUGCUUCGUGUAUAUAACCAUCUCAAGGGGGUCCUGAAAGAUUAUUCAGUGCAGCAUCUCCCUGAUGGGUCUAUAACAGUGGAGUCCAUUCUCAUCCAAGCCACAGCACACUCGGAGGAUCAGGGAACCAAAGUUCUGCUCGUAUCCUGGACCUAUCAGGAUGAAGAGCUGGGCAGCUAUCUCACAUCCCUUCUGAAGAAAGGACUGCCACAGAGCACACCGUGAGCAAAGAGCCGCAGGCACAGCGGGGUUUCAGCGAUUUAGAUUUUAUUUUGUUUACAUUGUUAAUGGUUUUCUCUGGUUUUGUUUUAAUAAAGGAAUUACAGUGUUUCUCCA
Phalacrocorax carbo (great cormorant) is the source of this 2177-nucleotide messenger RNA. Lineage: Eukaryota; Metazoa; Chordata; Aves; Suliformes; Phalacrocoracidae. The record is from RefSeq and is a predicted model, not a curated record.